Molecule: messenger RNA, 1014 nt
Organism: Lagenorhynchus albirostris (white-beaked dolphin)
Lineage: Eukaryota; Metazoa; Chordata; Mammalia; Artiodactyla; Delphinidae
Product: mesoderm-specific transcript homolog protein-like
Exons: 1
Molecular function (GO): catalytic activity
Source: RefSeq, a predicted model, not a curated record
AUGACGGAGUGGUGGGUCCAGGUGGGGCUGUUGGCUGUGCCCCUGCUUGCAGCCUAUCUGCACAUCCCCCUGCCCCCCCAGCUUUCCCCUGCUCUUCACUCAUGGAAGUCAUCAGGAAAAUUUAUUUUUACCUACAAGAGACUGUGUAUCUUCUACCAAGACUCUGUGGGUGUGGUUGGAAGUCCAGAGAUAGUUGUGUUUUUACAUGGCUUUCCAACGUCCAGCUAUGACUGGUAGAAGAUUUGCGAAGGUCUGACCCUCAGGCUUCAUCGAGUGAUUUCCCUUGAUUUCCUAGGCUUUGGCUUCAGUGACAAACCGAGACCACAUCACUAUUCCAUAUUCGAGCAGGCCAGCAUCGUGGAAGCUCUUUUGCGGCAUCUGGGGCUCCAGAACCGUAGGAUCAAACUGUUGUCUCAUGACUAUGGGGAUAUUGUUGCUCAGGAGCUGCUCUAUAGGUUCAAGCAGAAUCGAUCUGGUCAGCUUACCAUCAAGAGUCUCUGUCUGUCGAAUGGAGGCAUAUUUCCUGAGACUCACCAUCCUCUCCUUCUCCAAAAGCUUCUCAAAGAUGGAGACAUGCUGUCACCCAUCCUCACGCGACUGAUGAACUUCUUCGUAUACUCUCAAGGUCUCACCCCGGUCUUUGGGCCAUACACCCAACCCUCUGAGAGUGAACUGUGGGAUAUGUGGGCAGGGGUACGCAACAAUGACGGGAACUUGGUUAUUGACAGUCUCUUGCAGUACAUCAAUCAAAGGAAAAAGUUUAGAAGAUGCUGGGUGGGAGCUCUUGCCUCUGUAUCUAUUCCCAUUCAUUUUAUCUAUGGGCCACUGGAUCCAGUGAAUCCCUAUCCAGAGUUUUUGGAGCUGUACAGGAAAACGCUGCCGUGGUCCACAGUGUUGAUUCUGGAUGACCACAUUAGCCACUAUCCACAGCUAGAGGAUCACAUGGGCUUCUUGAAAGCAUAUAUGGGCUUCAUCAACUCCUUUUGAGCUGGAAAGAAUAGCUUCCCUGUAUUA